Macadamia integrifolia is the source of this 2415-nucleotide messenger RNA. RefSeq names its product bHLH transcription factor RHL1-like. Gene Ontology annotation, cellular component: nucleus. Bases 270 to 1880 code for a protein of 536 amino acids. Gene Ontology annotation, biological process: regulation of transcription by RNA polymerase II. The record is from RefSeq and is a predicted model, not a curated record. Gene Ontology annotation, molecular function: RNA polymerase II cis-regulatory region sequence-specific DNA binding; protein dimerization activity; DNA-binding transcription factor activity, RNA polymerase II-specific. The transcript has 8 exons. NCBI's taxonomy places the organism in Eukaryota, Viridiplantae, Streptophyta, Magnoliopsida, Proteales, Proteaceae.
AGAGAGAAACGAAGUUUGCUUUUGGAAUUUAUUAUCGAGGAGCAACGGGAUCCGAAGCCCUAUAAAAAUGGCGAUAUGAGUGCAAUCUUCUCUCUCUCUUCCUGCAAUCUUUCUUGAUUUCAAGUGAGAUGAGAUAAAAGAAGAAAAAGAAAAAAGAAAAAACACAGACUCUUAUGAGCACAGAGCUUCGGUUUUAAACUCUAAGAUUUUCUGAAAUUGGAAAGACCUGUUUCUCACUUGUGUCAGUUGCAGAGAGAAGUUGACAAUUCAUGCAACCUAGUAGCAGAGAAAUGCAAGGGAUAUCCAUAGCGGCUCGCAUGAACCAGUCCCAAAUUGCAGUUCAAGAGCUUCAGAAUAACGGUCAACAGCAGAUCGCAAACUCUCAGAUGCAUCAGGUUCAGGGCUCCCACUAUGAUCAUCAUCCCUCUCAAGAUGAUUUCCUCGAACAAAUGCUGUCUAAUAUUCCUUCUUGGCCCGAGCUCCCUGGGAACCCUAAAUCCCCUUGGGACCUUAACCCUCAAAACCCUAACGGUACAGCCGCCUCUAACAACGGUAGCGCUAUCGCCAACGGCGGCAGUCAGAAGCUCUUCAACAUAGCAAUCGGCGCUUCGAGCAACAAAUCGUCGGAGGACCAGUCGGGUUCGGAAAACCUUCACUACCCUUUCGACGAGUCCACUCUGCUGGCUUCUAGGCUGAGGCAGCACCAGAUAAGUGGGAAUUCGCCGACUGGGAAAGCAGCAAUGAUGCUUCAGCAACAGCUGCUUCUAUCUAGAGGCGUAGGUGGUGGUGGUGGUGGUGGUGGCAUGGCGAGAUCUCCGACCUCAGCUUCUGGUGGCGCCGCUUCUCUUGGCGGCGAGCAUGGUCUUCUCCCGCUUCCGCUAACCCUGGGAAGUGGUGAUUCUUCAGAUUCACGACUCCUUGUCGAUCGAUCUCGCGACGAUGUUGUCGACGGUUCCUUCAAAUCUCCAACUGGAGAGGGUCCAAUUCAAGGUCUUUUCAACGGAUUCACCGGAUCUCUACCUCGAACUGCUCAGGCAGCGAAUCAACAGCAUUUCCACCACCCACAGAACGGCUCCAUUUCAACCCAAAGCUUCGGUGCUCCUGCUACUGGGAUGAACCAAGCUACUCCGGCGGCAGGGGCGAACGGCGCCGGUAAUGGGCAGGGUCAACCGAGGCAGAGAGUCAGGGCUAGAAGAGGGCAGGCAACAGAUCCUCACAGUAUCGCUGAAAGAUUACGGAGGGAAAGAAUCGCAGAGAGAAUGAAGGCUCUGCAAGAACUUGUACCCAAUGCCAACAAGACGGACAAGGCUUCUAUGCUGGACGAGAUCAUCGACUAUGUGAAAUUCCUGCAACUCCAAGUCAAGGUUCUGAGCAUGAGCAGAUUGGGCGGUGCAACAGCUGUUGCUCCUAUGGUGGCCGAUAUGUCUUCAGAUGGACGUGGUGACUGUAUCCAGGCCGCCGGCGGUGGAGGAGCAGGUGGCGGAAUAGGACGAGGCGUUAACGGAAACCAAAUGACGCCGACAAAUGACAGCAUAUCGGUGACGGAGCACCAGGUGGCGAAGCUGAUGGAGGAAGACAUGGGUUCUGCCAUGCAAUAUCUGCAAGGGAAGGGUCUCUGCCUCAUGCCGAUCUCUCUGGCCACAGCCAUCUCCACUGCCACUUGUCAUUCCAGGAAUCCCCCAAGUGGGUCCUCAGCUCUUGCCCAUCUCAACGCCAACAACAACAAUGGCAGUGGUAACAACCACCCUCUACUCUCUUCCUCUAACGUUGACGGACCUCCGUCACCAAGUUUGUCGGUGUUGACCGUCCAGUCAGCGAACAUGGGUAACGGUGCGGGUGAUACGUCCGUCAAAGAUGCCACGUCUGUGUCAAAGCCGUGAAGGAAGAAAAUGAAUCCCACGGGCCCCACUAACAGGUGGACUACCACUACUAUUAUUAUUACUAUUAUUUUCUUUUUGUACUGAUUGGGUGGUUAGUAGGGCCCAGUGAGAAAGAAAGGAACAGCCAAAAGACAAGAGGAGGGAGGACACCCAAAGGCCGUCAAGUCUAGGGGAAUAAGGAGGUCUCUUUCUGUGGUUUAACGCCAUAUUUGCUUAGACUUGGCUAAAGUAAUCACCACUUGCAGCCAAUAGCCCAACCUAAAACAGCAUCUUUUUUUUUUUUUUUUGCCCUUUUCACCCUUUUGGGUUUCCAUCUUUUUCCUUGAUCUUUCACAUUUUCUAUAGUAGGAAAUAUGGGACUCAUAGGUUUCCUCUCUCCCUCCAUCUCUUUCCAUUGUUCAUUGAUUUGCUUUGUUUUUUGUUUUUUUUUCUUCUUUCAGUUGUUAAUCUUUGAAAUUCGAUGAGAAUUUUCCUCUGUGAUAAUGAUGUUAUUAUAGAAUUUUAUGUUAAUAAAUUAAUGGAGAAAAUUAUUAAA